CCGAGUUCAUCGCGAUGGCUCUCACGCUCGUUUCAGCACUGCUUUUGGUCUUCAGCGCCUCAGCUGUUCACGGAAGCGAGUCGCCGGAUGACACGGUACGUUUGCUACAAGCAGUGGCAACAAUGCAAAACACCGUCGCCUACUUCAGCUCGGUGGAUGAUUUCAACGAGAGGUGCAUGACAGCCGAGCGUCCGGUGUUCAUCCCUGAGGAGGACCGAGCCGUGUUCGUUUUUCAUUACCAGAACCAUGAUGGCCAAUCCGGCGGGUAUACACGUGCCUACUGCGUCAAUAUUACUGCAUCCGAUUCUGGAAACUUCCCCUUCGGCCCCUGCGAAGACGGCGAGAUCCCUGGCAUGGCUCAGAUGCUUUUCUUUGACGGCCACAGCUGCUUUGGCGGUCGAUUUCCGCUUUCCGGCACUGAACAAUGCAUCAUGUGGGUAAAAGUAGACUCCAAGGAUUCCGUGUCCGACGAAUGCCUGCAAUACUAUGACAAAGAAUGCGGGUCAGGGAAGUACAAACUGUACGAUAGCGAGCAAUGCACCUAACACUGUUUGACAGCUCGUGUUCAGUACGCAUUGCGUAAUGUCGCAUGAACAUGUGGGAUUCGGCCUGUUUAUGUAUACUUGCAAAUAAAGCGAUUGAGGAUUCAU
Messenger RNA from Dermacentor silvarum, 650 nucleotides. RefSeq lists its product as uncharacterized. NCBI's taxonomy places the organism in Eukaryota, Metazoa, Arthropoda, Arachnida, Ixodida, Ixodidae. The record is from RefSeq and is a predicted model, not a curated record. The transcript has 5 exons. The coding region runs from base 15 to 545 and encodes 176 amino acids.